This is a messenger RNA of Callorhinchus milii (elephant shark), 2277 nucleotides long. Its product is annotated as polypeptide N-acetylgalactosaminyltransferase 10. Lineage: Eukaryota; Metazoa; Chordata; Chondrichthyes; Chimaeriformes; Callorhinchidae. The record is from RefSeq and is a predicted model, not a curated record. The coding region runs from base 44 to 1840 and encodes 598 amino acids. The transcript has 12 exons. Gene Ontology annotation, cellular component: Golgi apparatus.
CACACAGACACACACACACACACACACAGACACAGACAGGACUAUGAGACGGAGGCAGAAGCGGCUCCUCCAGGCUGUGGGUUUGGUUAUUCUCGCACUGGUCUUUCUGCCCAACGUGGGGCUCUGGUCUCUGUACCGAGAGAAGCAGUUAGACAGCCCCACCGGACCCGUACAGGGUCUACCAAUCAGGCCAAGGAAAGAGAACAAUUUGGGCGGAGAUGGAGUGAAGAAGAAAGAUUGGCACGAUUAUGAGACGAUCAGGAGGGAUGCAACAAAAUUAGGAAAUGGAGAACAGGGCAAGCCUUUCCCAAUGACUCCCGAAGAUCAAGCUGAUCAAGCGUACAGGGAAAAUGGUUUCAAUAUCGUGGUCAGCGAAAAGAUUUCCUUAAAUCGGAGCCUCCCUGAUAUCCGACACCCAAACUGCAAGAAAAAACUGUACCUGGAGAAGCUUCCAAAUACCAGCAUCAUAAUCCCAUUCCACAACGAAGGCUGGUCCUCUCUGCUCCGCACUGUCCACAGUGUCCUUAAUCGCUCACCCCCAGAGCUUAUCAUGGAGAUUGUUCUCGUCGAUGACUUCAGUGACAAAGAACAUUUGAAGAAGCAGUUGGAGGAAUACAUGGCCCGAUUCCCAAAGGUCCGGAUUUUGCGCACGAAGAAGAGGGAAGGUUUAAUUCGAACACGGCUACUGGGGGCUUCGUUCGCAACGGCAGACGUUAUAACCUUCCUGGACUCUCAUUGCGAGGCGAACGUGAAUUGGCUUCCUCCGUUACUUGACAGGAUUGCUCAGAGCCGCAAGACUAUCGUCUGCCCGAUGAUUGAUGUGAUUGACAACGAGCAUUUUGGAUAUGAGACGCAGGCUGGUGACGCUAUGCGAGGAGCAUUUGACUGGGAAAUGUACUACAAACGUAUUCCGAUUCCAGCAGAGCUGACGAAAAGUGACCCGAGCGAGCCUUUCGAAUCCCCUGUGAUGGCGGGAGGAUUGUUCGCCGUGGACAGAAAGUGGUUCUGGGAGUUGGGCGGUUACGACACGGGUUUAGAAAUCUGGGGAGGAGAACAGUACGAAAUAUCUUUCAAGGUCUGGAUGUGUGGUGGACGGAUGGAAGACAUUCCUUGCUCCAGGGUCGGACAUAUCUACAGGAAAUAUGUACCCUACAAGGUUCCAAAUGGUCUUGGCUUGCCCAGAAAUUUGAAGCGAGUGGCCGAGGUGUGGAUGGAUGAGUAUGCCGAGUAUCUCUAUCAGCGGAGGCCAGAGUACAGACACAUCUCAGCCGGGGAUGUAACUCUGCAGAAAGAACUGAGGAAUUCUCUGAACUGCAAAAACUUCAAGUGGUUCAUGACUGAAGUUGCAUGGGAUCUACCCAAGUACUAUCCACCAGUGGAACCACCAGCGGGUGCCUGGGGAGAGAUCCGCAAUGUUGGGGCAGGUCUGUGCAUAGACAGUAAACAUGGGUCCUCAGGCACACCUCUGAGAUUGGAAGUGUGUGUCAAAGAUGGGGCGGAUGGUGCCUGGUCCCACGAACAAGUAUUCACGUUGGGCUGGAGAGAAGAUAUACGCCCUGGAGAUCCUUUGCACACUCGAAAAUUUUGUUUUGAUGCCGUUUCCAACAACAGUCCGCUCUCACUGUACGACUGCCACGGAAUGAGGGGCAACCAGCUAUGGCAAUAUAAAAAGGAUAAGACUCUCUACCAUCAAGUCACUAACAGCUGCCUAGACUCCAGUGGAACUGAUAAAAAGAUCUUUAUGAAUAUCUGCCACCCGUCAUCCGCUAAUCAGCAGUGGGUGUUCGAAAAUACAAAUGCAACAGUGCUGGAAAAAUUCAACAAGAGGAAGGACUUGUAGUAACUGGUGAUUCCCGGCGAUUGAAAUGUUUUCCUUCAUUCUUAUCAAGGGUGUUUUUUUAGGGGAUGUUUUUGUACCUAUCAAAAAAUCCAGGGUUUUUUUUAUAUUCUUUCCGGUAUUUUUGAAAGGUUAAUCUCAGGAAUGAAUUGGGUACAAGGCAGGUGUUUGUUCAUGAUGAAGUUGGACGCUCUUACAGUGCGCCAGUACUUUUCAUGCUGAAAUAAUGAAACUAUUUACUAGUGCCUUGCAGGUGAAACACACAAGAAUCCAUCCGUACGUGAUUACAAAUCAUACCUCACCUGACAGCUACCCGUCCUACUCUUUGGCUAUUUAUUUUCUAAUCAAGAGAUAUGAUGUGAUCUAGUCCAAUUGGCUAAAUGGAAUACGUGAACGAUUUUUUAAAAAAAACAAUAGCUGACGCGAUGGCACUUUAAAAG